GGAGGGCUCUGAGAGGUAAAGACGGGUCUCGCCCGCUCGUACUCGGGCGCCGUGAUGCUCGGGGUGUCGCGCGCACCUGCUUUUAUUCCAGCUGCCCCUUUAAUUGUGUCAGUGCUGGCGGAGCGCGUGUCAGGGGAGGAGAAUGCUGGGAAUGGUGAGGGAGCAGCAGCCUGGGGGGCGAGCGGCGCGCUGAUGGAGGGGAAGUAGCCUUACUAAGACUUACACUCCUGGCUGUCCAUAUUUCCUGGCGCUGGGAUGCAGUGAGUGGGCCGUGCGUAGGGGCAGCAGGGCGGACACAAAGGUCCACAGUUCGCCACACUCCACAGCGUACUGCAAGGAGCCAUGUAUGGGAGCACCAGGGCAGUGGGGCACCUGGAGGGCAGCCCCGCACGCUCCCCGCGCCUGCCCAGGUCCCCCCGGCUGGGCCAUCGCCGUGCCAACAGCGGGAGCGGGGGCGGGGCUGGGAAGACCCUCUCCAUGGAGAACAUCCAGUCGCUGAACGCUGCCUAUGCCACCUCUGGGCCCAUGUACCUGAGCGACCAUGAGGGCGUGGCCUCCACCACCUAUCCCAAGGGCACCAUGACGCUGGGCCGGGCCACCAGUCGGGCCAUGUACGGCGGUCGCGUCACCGCCAUGGGCAGCAGCCCUAACAUUGCCUCCGUGGGGCUCCCCCAUGCCGAGCUCCUCUCCUAUGGAGACCACGGCUCCUUCUCCAUGCUGCACCACCACCACCACCACCACCAGCAGGGGGUGCCGUCGGGGCUGCGGCAGCAGGCGCGGGACAGCGCCCUGCUGGACAUGCAGUCGCAGAUGAAGGAUAUGCAGCGUGAGAACGAGCUUCUUCGGCGGGAGCUGGAGCUGAAGGACAGCAAGCUGGGCUCCUCCACCAACAGCAUCAAGACUUUCUGGAGCCCCGAGCUGAAGAAGGAACGCGUGAUGCGGCGCGAGGAGGCCACCCGCAUGUCCGUCCUCAAGGAGCAGAUGAGGGUCACUCACGAGGAGAACCAGCCUCUGGAUGCGAGAAGAACUAAGCACCUGCAGCUGACCAUCCAGGCCCUGCAGGACGAGCUGCGCACGCAGCGUGACCUUAACCACCUGCUGCAGCAGGAGAGCAGCAACCGCGGUGCCGAGCACUUCACCAUCGAGCUCACCGAGGAGAACUUCCGCCGGCUGCAGGCCGAGCAUGAGCGCCAGGCCAAGGAGCUCUUCCUCCUGAGGAAGACCCUGGAGGAGAUGGAGCUGCGCAUCGAGACGCAGAAGCAGACGCUGAACGCCCGCGACGAGUCCAUCAAGAAGCUGCUGGAGAUGCUACAGAGCAAAGGCCUGCCCUCGGGCCGCUCCCUGGAGGAGGAGAACGAACGGGCCCGCAGGAUUGCCCAGGUCGAGUCGCAGGUCAGCCACCUGGAGCUCAUCCUGGACCAGAAGGAGAAGGAGAACCUUCACCUGAGAGAGGAGCUGCACCGCAGAACCCAGCUCCAUCAGGACCCCAGCAAGACCAAGGCCUUGCAGACUGUGAUAGAGAUGAAGGACACUAAGAUCGCCUCUCUGGAGAGGAACAUCCGCGACCUGGAGGACGAGCUCCAAAUGCUGAAGACCAAUGGGCUGCUGAACACCGAGGAAAGGGAAGAAGAGCUCAAACAGAUGGAGGUCUAUAAGAACCAUUCCAAGUUCAUGAAAAGCAAGAUUGACCAGUUGAAGCAGGAGCUGUCAAAGAAAGAGUCUGAGCUGCUGGGCCUACAGACCAAGCUGGAGACCCUGAACAAUCAGAACUCAGACUGUAAGCAACACAUUGAGGUGCUGAAGGAGUCCCUCACUGCCAAAGAGCAGAGAGCAGCUAUUCUGCAGACAGAGGUGGAUGCUCUGAGGCUGCGGCUGGAGGAGAAGGAGUCGUUCCUGAAUAAGAAGAGUAAGCAGCUGCAGGAGCUGACGGAGGAGAAGGGCACACUCGCCGGGGAGAUCCACGACAUGAAGGACAUGCUGGAGGUCAAGGAGCGCAAGGUCAACGUCCUGCAGAAGAAGAUAGAGAAUCUGCAAGAGCAGCUUCGGGAUAAAGACAAACAGCUGAGCAAUCUGAAGGACAGGGUGAAGUCUCUGCAGACGGACUCCAGCAACACGGACACCGCAUUGGCCACUCUGGAGGAGGCACUAUCUGAGAAGGAGAGAAUUAUCGAACGACUGAAAGAGCAACGUGAGCGGGAGGACCGGGAACGGCUGGAGGAGGCGGAGUCUUACAAACGUGAGAAUAAGGACCUGAAGGAGAGGGUCACUGCCCUGCAGGCCGAACUCACAGAGAAGGAGGCCAGUCUAAUCGACCUGAAGGAGCACGCCUCGUCUUUAGCCUCCUCCGGCCUGAAAAAAGACUCCAAGCUCAAGUCCCUGGAGAUUGCUAUUGAGCAGAAGAAAGAGGAGUGUAAUAAACUGGAAACACAGCUACAGAAGCAAGCAGAACAGCUUCUCAUUCAGGCACAAAACCCUGCCCAUGAGGCGGAGCAGGCCCCCAGGGGCCCUCCGGAGUUUGUGGAUCGUGUGAAGAUGCUGGAGAAGGAGGUGGCAUAUUUUAAGGAGGAGUCUGGGAAGGCCCAUGCUGAAGUGGACCGCCUGCUUGACAUCCUGAGAGAGGUGGAGACUGAGAAGAAUGACAAGGACAAGAGGAUCACAGAGCUGGAGAGCCUGGCUCCCAGACAGGGUAAGGACCAGAACAAGAAGGGCCCAAACCUCAAACUCGGCCUGCAGGGGGACAAGAAGAGCGGCUCCCAGGAGGGUCGCAAGGACAACCUGACAGACAGCUCCCAGCACAAGCUGGAGGAGCUAAUGACCACUCUGGAGAAAACCAGGCAGGAGCUGGAGGCCACCAAGCAACGUCUCUCCUCCACCCAGCAGUCCCUGGCUGAGCGGGAUGGUCACCUGACCAACCUGCGGCAGGAGCGGCGGAAACAGCUGGAAGAGAUCCUGGAGAUGAAGCAGCAGGCCCUACUGGCUGCCAUCAGUGAGAAGGAUGCCAACAUUGCCCUGCUGGAGCUGUCUGCCUCCAACAGGAAGAAAACACAAGAGGAGGUGCUGGUCCUGAAGAGGGAGAAAGACAGACUGAUGCACCAGCUCAAACAGCAGACACAGAGCCGGAUGAAGCUAAUUGCUGACAACUAUGAUGAUGACCAUGAACAUUCCCUUCAUCCGCAGCCACCGCACAGCCAACAUCUCCACCCUCAACACCCCCACCCUCAACAUUCCCAGCCUCAGCACCCCCAACAUCCCCAACACCCCCACCCUCAACACUCAAUACCUCAGCAACCGCAUCCACAGCAUCCUCAACACCCCCAACCACCAUAUCCAUACCCCUCCCACCCCCAACCCCCACACCCUGCUCAACACCCCCAGCCGCAACACCCCCACACCCCACAACACCCCCAACCGCCGCAGCACCACCCACCUCCUCAACACCACCAACCCCAACAUCCCCACCCCUCACAGCACCACCCACCCCCUCAACACCCUCAAUCCCAACACCCCCACCCCCCACAGCACCACCCACCUCUACAACACCAUCAACCACCUCUACACCCUCAAACCCAACACCCCCACCCCCCACAACAUCACCCACCUCCGCAACACCAUCAACCACCUCAACACCACCAACCCCAACACCCCCACCCACCUCAGCACCACCAACCUCCUCAGCACCCCCACCCCCAACACCAUGGACCACCUCAACACCACCCACCUCCUCAACACCACCAACCUCAACACCCCCACCCCCCACCCCACCACCGUGGCCCUUCCCGUGGGGCCCCUCGUUCCAGCCACUGGCCCUCCCCUGAUCAGGAUGACGAGGAGGGCAUUUGGGCAUAACAGUUUCCAUCAGAACCAAAGUUCCAGUGUUGUUCUGAGCGAUGAUCCAGUCACUGUUGGAGAAACAUCACUCUGGACCCAAGCUGAGACCAUCACCUAUCAUAUUUCACUCUUCAUCUAUACUGAGCACUGAGGAGGAGGAGGGUGUGUGCGAGUUGGAGGCCAGAGGGAGGAGAUGAAUGGACUCAGCCGUGUCUCUGCAGGUGAACGAGACCUUGGCUGUCCCACUCCUCCCUAUGGCCUCCAUGGUACAGACGCCCAUCCAGUGAAACGCCUUUCCAGUGAUAUUCCCUUCCAGUGAGACAUCCUCCCAGUGCAAUCACUAUCCAGUGAGGCGUCCUUCCAUAAUGACACCCUUCUAGUGAAAUGCCCUUGUGGUGAUAUGCCCUUCCAGUGAGAUGCCCUUUCAGUGAUAUGCCCUUCCAAUGAGAUGCUUUUCCAGUGAGAUACCCUUCCAGUGAUUUGCCAUUCCAGUGAGAUACAGAUUCAGUGAGACGCCCUUCCACAGUGACACCAUUCCAGUGAAAUGCUCUUGCUGUGACACGCUCUUCCAGAGAGACACCCUUCCAGUAAUAUGCCCUUCCCUUUAGAUGUACAUCCAGUGAGAUGCCCUUCCACAAUAACACCCUUCCAGUCAAAUGCCAUUGAUGUGCUGUGCUCAUCCAGUGAGAUGCCUUUCUGUUGAGAUACCCUCCAGUGAUACACCUUUCCAGUGAGAUGCCAAUCCAGAGAGAUGAUCUUCCACAAUGACACCCUUCCAGCGAAUCACCCAACCAGUGAGAUGUCAUUCCAAUGAGAUGCACUUGCAGUGUAAAGCCCUUCCAGUAUAAAAAAACAUCAACAGAGAUUACCACCUGACUAAAUAUACCUUAAGAGUGAUGUGAUAUUAACCUGGAUUGACCUCAUCUUGACUGAGACUGAAGCCAGAAGAGAGCAAAUGAGGGAGAGAGUGGGGGACGGAUACAGAGAGAGAGAAAGAGAGACAGAGGUUCAGUCCCGGCCGCACACCGCCCCCUAUUGACUCCGCAGCCCUUUACUUUACUCUGUUAUAUUAUUUGUGACAAUCGGGGGUUGUUUUGUGUGUACUGCCCUAAGGGCUGGUGUUUCAGGUGUGUCAGGUGUCUCAGGUGUGUGUGAGGGUGCUGUGCAGCUCUAUACCUCUUCUCUGUGGUAUGGGAGAAGGGGAUCACUGCCUCACACUGGUGCUGUAAAUGUUUCCUGGUUCAGCGUGGAGCUCAAUCUCAGAGGAUGGGUGUGGCCUGCCUUAAUGGAGCUGGGGGCACAAAGAUGCCCCUUGCUCUGCCCCAUAACCUCGUCUGGCUGUCUGCCAUCAGAAGCUGCUUGGAUCCAAUCUAUGCACACAUUGCAGCAAUGGCCAGUCCUGAGAUUUUAAAUAAACAGUCAAUACAACAGCUCAGUGUCCUGGAUGGGAUAAGUUUCCAUGACCUGACCCCACUGUUAUUGCUCAGAACAUGCACCAAUAGACAGGGUUUAUUUUUCAGAUGACCAAUCAGAACUGUGCUGUCUGUUUUGUGUCCUCUCCCUAAUGGUGCUGAGUAAUGGAGUGAAAUUCAGUGAUCGAACAAUCUUAGCUGCCGAGGCAGUGGUGCCUGCUUGCACAACACCUCUACUAGCACAUAAUCCUUCAUCACACGGCAGGCCUGCUCGCGCAGCUACCUACAUCAUCAAACAAACAGCAUACCUACUCACACACAUGCCGUUUCUCAGUGAACAGUGUACCUGGUCAUGUGGCAUUCCGCAUUGCAUGGGAUUCCUCAUCGCGCACAUGUCUCAUCACACAGCAUUCCUGAAUGCAUGGCGUUCCUCUUCACACGCCGUCUCUGCUCACACAGCAUUCCCAGUCAGAGGUCAUUUCUGAAGGCUCUCUCUCCCUUUCUCUCUUUCAUUCUUUCUUCUUAUCUGAAUGGGCCGUGACUGCAGACUGCUUCUUUGUGUCUCUCUUAGAAAGAGUCUCAGUGCCAGUGACUCAUUAAACCCCUCAGAACAAAAUGGCAGGUGCCUAGCAAAAAAAGAAUAAAAAAUACAAUAUCUAAAUACUGUACUGUGUUUGUAUAAAUGUGGUAAACAAAUGUACAGAAGAAAAAUUUAAUAGAAUAUAUGUUUUUCUUAUAAUGGGCAUGACGAAAAAUGAAAUGGAAAAAAAGUGAGUUGAUCAGAAGACAAUCCCCCUGCAGAGAAGUCUAAGAGUUGUGAACACCUCCUGGUUGUUCAGUUAAUAAUCCUCAGUCAAGCUUCAGUUGUGACUUUAUCUGUCAUGUGAUUGGCCAGUCUGUGAUGUGUGAUCUCAACCUGUCUCAAAGUUCUGCUGCUAUGCACAAACCCAUUAGGAUAACAGUCUGCCAACACAUACAAUAAGGUGACAAUACUGAGCAUGUUUAAAAUGACAGUAUUGGACAUAUGCAACUCUGACUGUAAUUGAGAAUAUUUGGCAUAUAGUAUGUAAUUGAUGAAAAUUAUUACGUGCCCAAAUCAUGUCAGAAUGACUGCUUUCUCCUGGGCCUGGCCCAUUGGCAAUUAUCAUUUUAAAAAAAUAACUUGUCAGCUCACACAGCACAACUGACCACAGUCACACAUUUGAAAAGGAAAGUUGUUAUUAGAAUAAUACUGUAAUUGUGCAGGUUACAGAGGCAUUGGUCGCACUUUUCUCCUUGUUGUCAUUGUCUAAGAGUCUCAUGCAGUGGUGGUGUUUGUGCCGACUGUGGUGAUUGGAUGUUUUAGAGUAGGAAAUGUGUGUCUCUACUCACAGGAAACAGGAUUUCAGACUGUUGCAGCUAACCCCUGCCUUCCCCCCACACCUCUAUGACUGAUUGUGUGUGUGCAUAUUAUGUGUCUGUGUGUGUGUGUGUAUGUCCUGCAUUAUCACAGGUUUGAGUGGCGGGAAGAGGGGGAGGACUGUGUCUCUGUGCCUCAGUGCCUCUACAGGAGACUCACGUCUCAACUUGACAUCCACAGCAAUACUCUGAGAAUUACAACCACAACUAACGCUGUAAGCAGAAAAAAACAUCACCGUCAGUCCAGGUCAGAUGAGAUAGGCAGGUCACAGCGCAAUGGUGAUAAUUAAAAUCACCUUAUAACAACAAGAAUGAGAGAACUUGAACAGAAAAAAAUAAUUGAUUUACAGUGUGGAGAAUUAAAUAAAUGUUGACUAAACAUUUACUCAACGUUCUCAGGUGUGGUUGCGGUCUUAUUUACCAUCAUGGUUCUCGGCGUGUUUGUGGGGUUUAUAGUUAUCAGUAUGGUUCAGUGUGACUGUAUGGUUUAUAGCUACCAUUGUCGCUUUAGUGUGUUUAUGUGGAUUAUAGUUAUCAUGGCGUAGUGUAUUUGUGUGGUUUAUAGUUAUCUGUGUGAUUCUGUGUGUUUGUGAGGUUUGUAGUUAUCAUUAUGGUUCUUAAGUGUGUGCACACAAAGCAAGUCAGUAAUGAUUAUAAUUGCAGGCACUGACUUAAGGAUCCAGAUGCACUGGUUUUACCUUCUGGGUCCUUAUUGGUUCUUCUGAUACUUGAAUAGGGUAGUCUUACGGGGUGUGCUGAAACAGCCUAUUGUAGCCCGUUUCUCUGUGUGUCUCUAAUGUGCCAAUCCUGAGGGUCGUCCUGCCUGAAUCUCCAUCUCUAAGCACAAGAGAGGACUGAUUCUGUCACAGGGGCUCACAAAGGCAGCCAUAAACAACUGAAAAAUGAAAUAUUUUAUGUUUCUUUUCAUGUAGAUAUCCUUUUUAAAAAAAAUAGAAGUAAAAAAAAAAAAAACCUGCAGACCUCUGGGGUUAAAUGAACACUGUGACAAAAAAAAACACAAAAAAUGGGGGAAAUAGAAUUCUGUGCUCUGUUAUGCCUUUAUUUUAUUUUUUACAAAGUCUCGUUUUUCUUUGUAUUAUUUACACAGAUGAAGUCCUUCCAUUUUGGAUUUUAUGGUUUGUAUGUUGUGUAUGUUUUAUGCUGUACAGUAAUGAUAUAUAAAAAUAUAAAAUGUGUAAUGUGUAUGAUGUCUUCAUGGCCGCAGUGUGACCCAACUGGAAACAGGUUUUAGGCCUGGUAAAGCCUGUCUGUGGUUUGACUGUGGGAAGUGCUGUUUGAGUGUCUCACCGUGUGCGAGUAGCAUGUUCUGACCCGUGAUGUCGAAUUUGGUCGUACAGGUUCCACAUGUCCAGCAUGACAUGAGAGUGACGUGUUAUCAGUGUGCCGUAAUGUUUGGUUUCCCCAGCACUGCUCCUGUACUGCUUGAUCUGUGUGGGGACCACCGAGUGCCGGCCAGCUUGUCUCAAUAAAGGAUUUUCUUUCUGAAGA
Anguilla anguilla (European eel) is the source of this 8147-nucleotide messenger RNA. RefSeq names its product ERC protein 2-like. The record is from RefSeq and is a predicted model, not a curated record. Gene Ontology annotation, cellular component: cytoskeleton of presynaptic active zone. Lineage: Eukaryota; Metazoa; Chordata; Actinopteri; Anguilliformes; Anguillidae. Gene Ontology annotation, molecular function: structural constituent of presynaptic active zone. The transcript has 21 exons. The coding region runs from base 343 to 3846 and encodes 1167 amino acids. Gene Ontology annotation, biological process: regulation of synaptic plasticity; maintenance of presynaptic active zone structure; neuromuscular synaptic transmission.